AGUGCAGAUGUUUUUCGUUUCAAAGGAUUUCAACAGUUCACUUCAAGCUAUAACAUGUGAUUGUGUACCUGAGUUUCAAGAGCUGUGUUUUUGCAUUCCUUGCAUGUUUAUAUCAACCUUCCUCCUGGAUAACAGCUACCACAAGUAUUUUAUUCAUCAUUUUUGAAAAGCAUUUUAAGCAACAGAACUUGAAGUUAAGACUGGAAUUUAACACUGAGAAAGAAAGCUGAUUCAGAAAUGAAUUUCAAUGAAACAGAUGACAACUUUUCUUGCUACAUUCCUUCAGUGGUACAUUACCGCUAUUUUGCUGCUUCCUGGGGAAUAGUGGUGGUAAUUGUUGGCACCAUCGGAAACCUGUUGACUGUUGUGGCAUUUGCAUCAGAUAAGAAGCUGCAGACCAAGUUCAACCUUCUGAUUGUGAACCUGACAUUUGCUGACAUCCUUUACUGUUCAUUUUUACAGCCAUUUUCUGUAGAUGCCUAUAUUCACCUACACUGGAGAAGUGGUGAGAGUUUCUGUCGAGUGUUUGGAUUGCUGCUGUUUGUAUCCAAUGCCGUUUCCAUCUUGACUCUCUGUCUGAUUGCUGUAAGCCGUUAUCUAUUGAUCAAUAACACUAAAACAUUUGAACGCAUUUACUCCAGGGUGGGUUUACCUUUAAUACUCCUUUCUACAUGGGCAAUUGGAUUUGGCUGCUUUGCACCUCUUUGGACAACAUUUGUCUUUGUACAAAAGGUCUGUACUUGCAGCUUCCACAGAACAAGGGGAAGACCCUACACAACAAUUCUGUUAGUCUUCUAUUUUGUAAUAGGACUUGGUUGUGUGGGUGUCUUCUACUUUUUAAUCUACAGGAAAGUCAAGAAAGCUUCCAAAGCACUGGAUCAGUAUAAAAUCAAAAAGCUCAGUGUGAAAAAAAAUACAGCUUUGCCUAGCACAGGGAUCCCAGGUCAAUAUGACCGAGUUGACGAACCAGACAGUGGAGUAUACACAGGUGUCUCAGAAUCCCAAAAUGAUGUUCCCGUAUCCCAUGAAAAUACCAUAUCAACAGAGGGAGCCAACUCAGCCCCUGCUACUCCCAAAAAGGUGAUUGUGCAUUCAUCUCAGGGUGAAACUACCACAUACCCUGCUACUCCGAAAAGGGUGAUUGGACAGCCAUCUCAGGGUGAAACUAUAUCAACUGAUUUAGCUAAAGUAAAGCCUGCUGUUUCUAAGAAAGUGAUGACAAAAGGUCCCACCAAAUCCAAGAGCUCCAAUACUGAGUUUAAGAAGGUCACUAAGAUGUGUUUCAUGGUGUUUAUCUUCUUUGUGGUCUGCUAUCUUCCAUUUAUAUUCUUGAAUGCUCUUGAUGCAAAGAAUCUAGCCCCUCAAAUACUUCAUAUGAUUGCAGCAAACUUUACAUGGCUCAACAGUUGCAUCAACCCUAUUCUCUAUGCUGCUAUGAACAGACACUUCAAGGAGGCUUACAAGAAUGUGAUCCUGGGAAUUUUCAGCAGGUGCAGAGCUAGAAGAUAGCCUGAUGCUCAUGGCACUAUGUGCAGACUUAUAAGAAGCAAUGUUAAUAAUGCUAGCCGAAGAAUAUGCUUCCUGUGCUAACUAUGAACUGUGAAGCUGAGCUCUGCCUUUUCAAUUAAACUCCAUCCACGUAUCCAAUGUCAAGGAUCAGAUGGAUACAACUUUCUGUAAAAACAUUUUAUGACCUGGGAAACAUACAGUGUUUAACAGAAAACAGCCUAACUUUGGCUUCCCUGGUCACAGAAACCUAGAGUGAAUUUAGCCCUUUUCUAAAAUUAGUGCCAAUUGCAGAUUUGAACUUAGAUGUGUUCACACUGUUGAAUUACACAUUACUUCUAAUGAGACUUCACAAGUCAGCUAGAUUAUCUAAUGAUAUUUAAAACCAUUUAAAUGUUUCUAGGCUAUUAUUUUUUUCCAAUGUAUGUGAAUUCACAUUUUAUUAUGUAGCUUUUAAUAGUAUUGUUGAACAUGCUUUUUAGUUUAAGUAUGCUUGACUAAAUACAGCUUCAACAAUAUGAACAAACUGAACUUUUGUAUAGAUGAUAUGAGAUUGUAUAGUGUGGGUCUCAAUAAUGCAACGUGACUUUCUUUACUGCAUGGCAUUAGAUCUAAGCUGUGCUGAUACCAACUCAUCUUGCAAUUUUCAUUGGUAUUUUAUACCGGGCAUUAAGUUAAUUUAAUAUUGUUCCACACAGUGCUACUACAUUGGUACUUUAAAUGCUGUACAUCCUAGAUAUAAACAUUUUCAACUGGUCUUUUGUACUGAAGGUUUUUUAAGUUAUGGUUGUUUACUGUUUUUAAUUAUGUCAAUAAUAUUAUUUUAUAUGUCCAUUAUAAAGUAUUACAGUUUUAGUAUUUGAAAUGUAAUAGUUUACUGUAAAUGUUGUUG
Protopterus annectens (West African lungfish) is the source of this 2398-nucleotide messenger RNA. It is a transcript of the gene GPR84, whose product is annotated as G protein-coupled receptor 84. Gene Ontology annotation, biological process: neuropeptide signaling pathway. The record is from RefSeq and is a predicted model, not a curated record. The coding region runs from base 238 to 1509 and encodes 423 amino acids. Gene Ontology annotation, molecular function: urotensin II receptor activity. Gene Ontology annotation, cellular component: membrane. The transcript has 2 exons. NCBI's taxonomy places the organism in Eukaryota, Metazoa, Chordata, Ceratodontiformes, Protopteridae.